Messenger RNA from Arabis nemorensis, 834 nucleotides. The record is from the annotation of a GenBank genome assembly. Lineage: Eukaryota; Viridiplantae; Streptophyta; Magnoliopsida; Brassicales; Brassicaceae.
AUGUUAACGACGAGCAUCGUCGGAGCUCCGGUGAUAAUUGCUCGGUUUAGGCGGAUUCCGGCGAGAAUAAGGUGCUUCUCCGCCACCGAAAAUUCCGAACUUCUUCGUUCCCAGCUCGAUCGGCUUCACGCGGAGGCUGAGUCCACUCGUGCCAAAGCAAAUAGUAAUAGGUUGAGACUUUUGAGAUUAUCCGAGGCUGCAGAGAAUCUACGGAAACAAGCAGCUGUAAAUGUUCAGACUGGGAAAGAGGAUGAUGCAAGAGAGUUACUUCUUCAGAAGAAGAAAGUUAUGCAAGCUCUGGACAAGGCAAAAGCUCGUAUCGAGUUGCUAGAUACGCUUUCUUCAAAACUUAACGAGGCAAUAUCUGUCAAGGAAACACAGCUGAUAGGGAAUAUAUCAUUGGAUCUCGAAGUAGAUAGUGAGAAUAGUUCAGGUGGAAUUCACAUUGUAUCGCCAAAGCCCAAAUCUACUGAAGACAAGCAUGAAAAUGACCAGACUCGCUUGGAUUCUCAGGAAAUUCAACUUGUUGAAAAGAACUUUGAGGAAUACCAAUCGACUCUCGAUAUUGAUAACCAUGUGCUGCAAGAUGCUUUAGCUGGUAGCAUCGUCAAAGAAGCGUCUUCUUAUGAAUCUUUCUUGGAAAAUCUAGACCAGAAACUUAGCAGAAUUGAAGCUGAACUAGUCACUGUUGUAAAUGUUGCGACCUUGGUGCUUAAUCAUGAAGAUAAACCCAAGAAUCUAAAGGUCCAACAGACAGCAGAGAUUCUUGAGGAGAUUCGCUGUGUGAGAGGAAGAAUUGCUAAUAUCCUUUGCAAAGAAGCAAACAUCAGUUAG